AGAUGCUUUUUAAGUCGUCUUUUUAGUUCGGAAGCCAAGAAACAUUUCAGUGAGAACAUGUGGAUUCCUGUGGUACAAGUAUGGAGGUGGUUCUGCACUAUCGACCGUGGCAGAAGGAUCCCACCAUAUUGCGAAAAAUCGCAGAAGAGGCACUGAAAGAAUUUCCUGUUCGGCAACCGCCAAGCUUCAGACCCUGGUUUCCAAAUCACUCAUGCAAGUUUCCCUUUAAACCUAAAAGAAGACCUCCGAUUAUUUCAGCUGAAGAAGCAGAACAAGUGAGACCACACCUUGCAAUCCCAGGAGUUUGUGGCUCUCUGAGUUACAACUGUACAGAAGGUCUUCAGGAAUUUCAUUCUGAUUUAAAAGCUGGACAGCGUGUACAGGCAGAGUUUGGCAAAAUUAAUGUAAGCAAUUUGGAGAAGCAGUCGACAAAUGGCGGACUGAAACUGAGGAGAUCUUGGAGUGUGUCUGUUCCCAGCUUCGACCUUAAAGACAAGAUACUGCCUCUGUCUAGAGAACUGCAGAGCGUUUUAGAAAGCUUAAAGCUCCAUGCAUUCUAUAGAGCAAGAUGGAUAAUCGAACCAUGCACUUUUAAUAAUCAAACAUUGGAAGACAUUUGGGUACAGCUCAACAGGAUGAUCAAACGCAAUGAACUACCGUCUUGUAAUGCUACCAUCCAGAGAUGUGAAGAACAGAUUUGGGUUUUCUGUGACAUACUGUAUUGUGAAUACGUUGGCAAUCACCUUAGAAAAAAAUUAAGCCUUGGGGGCAUUAUGAACUUGUUUGUUCACGGACAUGGAGUCAUAUAUAGUUUAUAA
This is a messenger RNA of Euleptes europaea (tarantolino), 818 nucleotides long. RefSeq names its product shieldin complex subunit 3 (gene SHLD3). The transcript has a single exon. The record is from RefSeq and is a predicted model, not a curated record. Gene Ontology annotation, biological process: positive regulation of isotype switching; positive regulation of double-strand break repair via nonhomologous end joining; negative regulation of double-strand break repair via homologous recombination. The coding region runs from base 81 to 818 and encodes 245 amino acids. Lineage: Eukaryota; Metazoa; Chordata; Lepidosauria; Squamata; Sphaerodactylidae.